AUGACAGGAUGGGUGCGAAGAGACGUUAAGGAACCAGAAUCAAUAGCUGAUCAUAUGUAUCGGAUGGGAUUAAUGGCUCUCAUAUCUUCUGACACUCCCGGAGUAAACCGUGAGAACAAUCCUGUUAUUAAAAUACAUUUGAUUAUUAUAUGGUCUUUCUACAAGCUCUUUCUGCUAAUGACUCCAAGGAAGCUGAGGGAAAGAAAUGGAAUAGAUUCCGUUCUAAAUGUUAAGUGCUUUGCUAUUGUUGGUGACAUCACUCCUGAUGAUGGGAUCCCGAAAAAAGAAAAGAGCCGACGUGAGCGAGAAGCAUUAAAACACAUGUGUGAAUUGCUUGGUGGAGGGGAAAGAGCCAAGGAGAUCAGUGAUUUGUGGAUGGAGUACGAAGAGAAUUCUUCAUUGGAAGCUAAGCUUGUAAAAGACUUCGACAAGAAUUUAAAGGAUAUCACUAUUGCCACUUUCUUAUUGGUGACUAUAGACUGA
Striga asiatica is the source of this 483-nucleotide messenger RNA. NCBI's taxonomy places the organism in Eukaryota, Viridiplantae, Streptophyta, Magnoliopsida, Lamiales, Orobanchaceae. The record is from the annotation of a GenBank genome assembly.